Messenger RNA from Anopheles nili, 1597 nucleotides. RefSeq names its product polycomb group protein Pc (gene Pc). The record is from RefSeq and is a predicted model, not a curated record. The transcript is spliced from 2 exons. Lineage: Eukaryota; Metazoa; Arthropoda; Insecta; Diptera; Culicidae. The coding region runs from base 1 to 1515 and encodes 504 amino acids.
AUGGAUAACAAUUCGGAUGAUCGUGUGUACGCCGCGGAAAAGAUUAUGAAAAAGCGUGUCCGGGCGGGCAAAUCCGAAUAUAUGGUCAAAUGGAAGGGUUGGAGUCAACGGCACAACACCUGGGAACCAGAGGAAAACAUUCUCGAUCAGCGGUUGAUUGAAAUCUUUGAAAAGUCACUGCGUGGAUCUUCCACACCAAAGCGCAAAAAGAAGGCCGUUAUCGAGGACUCGGAUGAAGACGACGAACCGUCACGGCCGCUAACAGCAACCCCAGAACCGGAACAGUCAAAAAAGGAAGAGCGAAAAGAAUCGGUCACCGUGCGGAAGGUGGAGCGUGAAGAGAAACAGCAUCAUCACCACCACCAUCAUCAUCAUCACGGUGCGCACCAUCACCACGCGCAAGGAGCCGGCAAAAAGGAAAAGGAUUCUCUCACCGGUGCGGGCACCGGAGGUACCGGAAACAGUGUCACCAUCACCGAUGGGUCUAAGCGAAGCAGCAGUAUCAGCCCCAGUGGUGGUGGUCCCUCUUUAAAGGAAAAAUCAGUAUCUUCUGCGCUGACGUCGUCUGUGGAGCGAAGUGCUGGCACGCCUACGGUGCCCGGGAGUGUGGCAGGUUCCACCAGCGGCACCCAGCCAUUGCCUAGCCUGAAGAUAUCGAUAUCUUCAUCUGCAGAUCGCACCGACCAAGCAAACGAUCAUGACACGAACUCGAACUCCAGCGACGACCAACCGCUCAGUCACAAGGAUCUGGUCGGCACGAAGCGGAAGGCCGAGGUUCUUUCAAAAGCGGGAAAGGUGGGUGUGACGAUCAAGAUGUCUCCACCGGGUGACGAACCAUCGGGCAGCCUUGCAAAAGCGCAACGGCUCGAGGCUAGUCCUCUGGCGACAUCAGGACCGGUUGGGGCGGUCUCCACUGUGACCCCAAUCAGCGCGGGUGGCAGCAAGUUGGACUUGAAACCAGCAGCGCCUUUAUCACCGGAUACGCCGGCUUCAAGGCCCGAAUCCAAUAUACCACCACCGGCUGACGCGAACAUGCUACCAGGAGUAGCAGGAGCAGCCGCUGGAGGGGCCCCAAUCAGGGAUGCGAACCCACUAGAAGGCCACGCGGCAGCCGGCCAACCGAUGCAGCAACCUGCGAUGCCAACAGCAAACGGUGCCAACCAACAGCGGGUACGUAACGAUCAGUUCCAGCAUACGAACGGGAACAGCAAUAACAACAACAGCAACGCCCUGAACAAUAAUAACAUUAAUAAGCAUGUAAGCAACCUGACGCUAUCGCCGCGGGCCGCUCCACCCCGGUUGUGGCUACCGAAGGCACAAACCACUAACCAGGUGUUUAUCACCGACGUGACUGUCAACCUGGAGACGGUGACGAUACGCGAGUGCAAGACAGAGCAGGGGUUCUUCAAGACUCGUGAUAUGGCGCAGCAUCAGCACCACCAUCCCCAUCAUCAUCACCACCACCAGCCGCAGCAUCAGCAGCAACCACGUGGUGGCGAUCUGCUCAGCAAUUAGGACGGUGAUGGAGAAGCUCCCAUCCGUAGCGGGUUUUCGCGAUCGUACGAUGUAUUUUCCUUGUACCUGUGAAACUGAACAG